Ficedula albicollis (Collared flycatcher) is the source of this 2370-nucleotide messenger RNA. RefSeq names its product stromal interaction molecule 1 (gene STIM1). Gene Ontology annotation, cellular component: plasma membrane; endoplasmic reticulum. NCBI's taxonomy places the organism in Eukaryota, Metazoa, Chordata, Aves, Passeriformes, Muscicapidae. The transcript is spliced from 12 exons. Gene Ontology annotation, molecular function: calcium ion binding; calcium channel regulator activity; protein binding. Bases 211 to 2022 code for a protein of 603 amino acids. The record is from RefSeq and is a predicted model, not a curated record. Gene Ontology annotation, biological process: store-operated calcium entry; activation of store-operated calcium channel activity; intracellular calcium ion homeostasis.
CGGCCGGGCCGGGCCGUGCGGGCGCUGUGCGGCCUCUUCCUCCUCGGUGUCCUCCUGCUCCCUCAGCAUCCCGGCCGCGCCGAGCGCGCCCCCGGCUCGCACCUGGACGACUCUGCCAUCGCAGCAGAGUUCUGCCGCAUCGACCAGGCGCUGUGCCACGACGAGGACGAGCAGCUGAGCUUCGAGGCCGUGCGCAACAUCCACAAGCAGAUGGACGACGACGCCAACGGCAACGUGGACGUGGAGGAGAGCGACGAGUUCUUGAGGGAAGACUUGAAUUACCAUGACCCAGCAGUCAAGCACAGCACUUUCCAUGGAGAAGACAAGCUCAUCAGUGUGGAGGAUCUCUGGAAGGCCUGGAAAACAUCUGAAGUGUACAACUGGACCGUGGAUGAGGUGGUGCAGUGGCUCAUCUCCUACGUGGAGCUGCCCCAGUACGAGGAGACCUUCCGGAAACUGCAGCUGAGCGGCCACGCCAUGCCAAGGCUGGCAGUGAACAACGCCACCAUGAUGGGCACGGUGCUGAAGAUGACCGACCGCAGCCACCGGCAGAAGCUGCAGCUGAAGGCUCUGGACACGGUGCUCUUCGGGCCCCCUCUCUUGACUCGUCACAACCACCUCAAGGACUUCAUGCUGGUGGUGUCCAUCGUCAUCGGCGUGGGCGGCUGCUGGUUCGCCUACAUCCAGAACCGCUACUCCAAGGAGCACAUGAAGAAGAUGAUGAAGGACCUGGAGGGGCUGCACAGGGCUGAGCAGUCUCUGCACGACCUGCAGGAGAGGAGCCCGGGGAGCUGGUGCUGGCCUGACCUCAGUGCCUCCUCAGUGCCUCCUCAGUGCCUCCUCAGUGCCUCCUCAGCCCCUCAGCAGGUGCGCAUGGCCCUGAAGAACGCCGAGAAGGAGCUGGAGUCCCACAGCAGCUGGGCGGCGCCCGAGGCGCUGCAGAAGUGGCUGCAGCUGACACACGAGGUGGAGGUGCAGUACUACAACAUCAAGAAACAGAACGCAGAGAAGCAGCUGCUGGUGGCCAAGGAAGGGGCUGAAAAGAUCAAAAAGAAGCGAAACACCCUUUUUGGGACGUUCCAUGUUGCUCACAGUUCCUCUCUGGAUGAUGUUGAUCACAAAAUCCUAACUGCCAACCCCAUCGACCCCGGCUGGAUGGGCCCCGCCCGCCACAACCCCUCCCACCUCAUCAUCACCGACGACGUGGACGACCUGGACGAGGAGCUGGUGUCACCCCUGUCCAUGCAAUAUGCAGCCUGGCUUUUGGGGCGCAGGUUCAGCGACCGCUCCUCGCUGUCCUCGGAGGAUCAGUCCCUCUGGAAAUACCCUGGUUUGGUUCUCUUCAAUUAUAUUUUCCUUUUUUAUUAUUAUUCUGCCCUCUGGCCUUCUUCUGGACUAAAAUACCUCCACCAGUUUUCCAUCUUUCUGCCACGGGAACUAAUGACUGUAUCUGUGCUCACUGCACUAACCCCAGGAAGAGUCUGGUGGGAUGAAGAAUCUCAGCUGCAGCUCCUGGUGCAGCUAGUUAGGGAAUCUGGAGGCUUGGACUCACUCCGUUUUACCCUGAGGUGGAGACUGAGGUCCCAGAUGGCAUUGCUGGGAUGGCACCACUCCGGACACGGACCCGCCUGCGGCGAGCCGGGCGCCGGCGCCGCCGCCUCCUGCUCCUCCUGCUCCUGCAGCUCCACCGCUCCCGCUUGCCACCUCCACCCCAUCUAUUACCAUCACACCGCCUCUUAUUUCCUCCAGAUGGACUCCACCCCCGACCUGCCCCCUCCCGAUGUCACCUCUGGAGCUGCCUGUCGCGCGGGGAGCUUUGGGUACAUUGCUGUUUCUUCUCCUGCUGCCGCGCCUCACGCUGCCGGGUGCUCCUCUCUCACGCUGCUGCCCUCCUCUCUCGGGCCCCCAUCCCCUGACUUACCUGCUUCUCUUCCUCUCCCGAGCUGCUGGAGCCUCGGAGGAGGAUCCCAAGGGGCGUUGCCGAGGUGCUCUGCUGCUGUUUUACUCCAGCUGGGCAAAUGAGAAUUCCCGGUGCUCGGUGUUCCCUGAGCGAGGGGAUGUGAGCGGGCAACAGAUCACCUAACCUGGCCUGGUUUGCAGCCUGCACCUCGUGGGUCCUCACGAGUGAAUUGCAAACAGAACAUGGUGGGAGGCACCAGGAGGCAGCAGUAGGAGAAAUUUGGGAUGGUUUUCAGAGGUGCUAGAGUGGCAGUUCAGGAAUGUGCUCUGCAGUGACCCCACCUCUGGUAGAGAUGAGGAAUGGGGGUGUUCAGGCUAAGGAAUGUCUGAGGAGGGAGUGGGAGCUGCUUUUGUUGGCUUUAGCUUGGUCCCUUUCAGUUGGAGAGCUGGCCCAUCCCAGGGACAGGUUAU